This is a messenger RNA of Cyprinus carpio (common carp), 734 nucleotides long. Its product is annotated as zinc finger BED domain-containing protein 4-like. NCBI's taxonomy places the organism in Eukaryota, Metazoa, Chordata, Actinopteri, Cypriniformes, Cyprinidae. Gene Ontology annotation, molecular function: protein dimerization activity. The record is from RefSeq and is a predicted model, not a curated record.
UCCCCUUCCUCUGGUCCCAGCAGCUUUGGAACAGCUACGAGGUGUCAGUAUCUUCUCUAAGCUCGAUCUCCGAAGCGCCUACAAUCUCUUCCGCAUUAGAAGAGGCGAUGAAUGGAAGACUGCCUUCAUAACCCCGUCAGGACACUACGAAUACCGGGUUAUGCCGUAUGGCCUGUCCAACUCCCCAUCCGUCUUCCAGAACUAUAUGAAUGGGAUCUUCCGUGAGUACCUGAAUCGCUUUGUCAUCAUCUAUAUAGACGAUAUCCUGAUAUACUCCAGUGAGUAAACGGGCUCGUACUACAGAUGAGCCGCGCACAGUCUCGCUGUCUGACAUGUUCGAUGAGAUCCUCCAAGAGAAUAACCCAUUUGCAAGACAGAGGACAAGCUCGAUCGCUCAACAGUUAGAUGGGUAUCUCUCAGAAGUCCCCAUCCCCAGGAGCAAUAACCCUCUCGAAUUUUGGAGGACCAAUCAAGGCUGCUUUCCCGACCUGGCGCAGAUGGCACGCAGGUACUUGUCUGCUCCAUGCACAAGCACCGACAGUGAGAGACUGUUUAGUGCUGAAUCUCAUGUCAUCGAUGAGAAGAGGAACCGACUUUCAUGUGAGAAAGCAGAGAAGCUACUUUUCAUAAAGAAGAACCUGCCACUUUUCCUGAAGAAGUAGGCUAAGUAGGCUUAUGUCUAGGACAGUUAUUCAUUUGUUGUGGGUUCAUCCACAUUUUUUGCACUAUUCAAU